AUGGUCACGGCCGCGUUCGCGACGCCGUCGUCAGUGGGAGCAGCACCGCGCACGCGUACUCAGUCGGGCGCCGCGCCACCGGACUCGAGCCCGUGGCACAGAUACACGAAGUACAGUACUUCUUUCUGUUAUGCGCCAAGAAAUGCCAGAAUCACACCACUGGCAACUGCAUCAUUUGGGGAUAUGGCUGAUUCUUCAACUUCUAUCUUUCCCCGAAUCCAUGUAAAGGAUCCAUACCAGCGUCUUGGAAUCAGCAGGGAAGCAUCAGAAGAAGAAAUUCGAGCUGCUAGGAACUAUCUGAUAAGCAAGUAUGCAGGCCACAAGCCAAGUGUUGAUGCAAUUGAGUCUGCCCAUGACAGGAUUAUCAUGCAGAGUUUCUUUGAUAGGAAAAAACCAAAAAUGAAUCUCAAGAAAAAAUUUAGGGAACUUAAUCAGUCACGUGCAGUGAAGGCUAUUCAAGGCAGAUUUCAAACACCACAUAGCAAAGUCAUUUGGCAGACAGCUAUUGCUUUUGUCUUGCUUGGAGUGCUUACCCUCACUUUCCCUACUGAAGAAGGGCCAACCCUUCAGGUGGCCAUCUCUUGUGCAGCAAAUAUCUAUUUCAUUUAUCAGAGGGUCAAAAGUGGAUGGCGAGCAUUCUUUUAUGGGUUUGGUUCUUUCUUUGCUUCCUGGUUCCUUGGCACCUUCUUGAUGGCUCUGGUGACGGUAGUGUUUAUGCUUGGAAUGUUGAGAGCAGAAAGGUUGCAUGCUGGGAAAGCACAGAUACCAGACCGCCGCCGGUAA
Molecule: messenger RNA, 783 nt
Organism: Miscanthus lutarioriparius
Lineage: Eukaryota; Viridiplantae; Streptophyta; Magnoliopsida; Poales; Poaceae
Source: the annotation of a GenBank genome assembly